Trifolium pratense (red clover) is the source of this 1441-nucleotide messenger RNA. Its product is annotated as thylakoid lumenal 29 kDa protein, chloroplastic. Gene Ontology annotation, biological process: cellular response to oxidative stress; response to reactive oxygen species; hydrogen peroxide catabolic process. The record is from RefSeq and is a predicted model, not a curated record. The transcript has 11 exons. Bases 146 to 1201 code for a protein of 351 amino acids. Lineage: Eukaryota; Viridiplantae; Streptophyta; Magnoliopsida; Fabales; Fabaceae. Gene Ontology annotation, cellular component: chloroplast thylakoid membrane. Gene Ontology annotation, molecular function: heme binding; peroxidase activity.
UGUUAUCAUAAAGUGACCAGAAACAAACCACAAAAGAAAACAUCUUACAUUAUUACAUGAUCCUUUUUUCAAUCUCUCCUCUUCCAAAGACAAAGACACCAAACAAACAAUCACAAUUUGGUUAUAGUUGCAGCAAUCAACAACAAUGGGUGUCUCUUUCCUCUCAACCUCAACUCUUCCUUCUUUCCUUCCACUUGGUUCUCAUAAUCCAAAAACAGCCACAACUAGAUGCCAACCUCGUUCUGUGACCAUUUGUUGUACUAAAAUCAAAACUGGCGUCACUGAUGAAGAAGAACAGUUACGUUGGAGACGAAGAGACGUUCUUAAAUGCAUUGGGGUUACCAUUGCUUUGGAAUCGAUAACAAGCUCUAGAUCGCUUGUUGAAAAAGCUAAUGCUGCUGAUCUGAUAGAACGCAGACAACGUUCUGAAUUUCAAUCUCAAAUUAAAGGAACACUUUAUACAGCCAUUAAGGGAAAACCUGAUCUUGUUCCAUCCAUACUAACACUGGCUCUAAAUGAUGCUUUGACUUAUGAUAAGGCAACGAAAACGGGUGGCCCAAAUGGCUCUAUAAGGUUCAGCUCAGAAAUAAGUAGACCUGAAAACAAGGGGCUUUCUGAAGCCUUGAACUUCAUAGAGGAAGCGAAAAAAGAGAUAGAUUCGUAUUCCAAAGGUGGACCCAUUUCCUAUGCAGAUCUCAUCCAGUAUGCAGCACAAAGUGCAACAAAGGCUAGAUUUUUAGCUUCUGCAAUUCGCAAAUGCGGUGGAAAUGUGGAGAAAGGGAAUUUACUGUACACUGCAUAUGGAUCAAAUGGACAGUGGGGUUUGUUCGAUAGGCAAUUCGGUAGGGCUGAUACUCAAGAGCCAGAUCCAGAGGGGAGAAUUCCAAUUUGGGAGAAAGCAAGUGUUCAGGAAAUGAAAGAUAAAUUUUCUGCAGUAGGUUUGGGUCCUCGCCAGCUGGCUGUCUUGUCUGCAUUCAUAGGUCCUGAUCAGGACGCAACAGAGACCUUAUUGGCAUCUGAUCCGGAUGUUGCUCCAUGGGUACAAAAAUACCAACGGAGCCGUGAAACUGUCUCACGGACAGAUUAUGAGGUUGAUCUGAUAACAGCAUUCACGAAAUUGAGUACCUUGGGCCAAAAUAUUAACUACGAGGCAUAUACAUAUCCUCGCGCGAAGAUCGAUAUUACCAAACUCAAGUUGUAAAAAUCGAGUACCAUAUCAUCUUUAUUUUCUUCCCCCAAGGACAGACUCACAGACCUUCAAUUUCAAGUUUUGACUUGUCUUUUCUCUUAUUAACUGAAAAAUGUUGAGCUUGUAUGCAAUUACUUAUUAUGCUCAUGUAGUGAGAUAGAACCAUAUCCUCUUAUUAAGUUGAAGCAAAACCAAUAUUGAAGAAUAGACCAGAAGUUUCAUUAUAUUACAUAGGCAUAAAGAUCAAUGUCA